UGAAUGCGCAAUCCAUCCCAGGCUAUCGGAUUCUAAGACCACGAUGGGCUCCCUCCCCAGUGAUUUCGCCAUAUCCCUCAAAGCGCGCCCUUCCUCGAAGACCAACACCAAUCUUCCGGGGCUCAUAGAGCGAAUCAACAUUGAGCGCGGCGGAUUCCAGAACAUCACAGAGGACAGCUUGCGCCGGGAGAUUGCUGAAGCAGAGUUGGGCAAUGAGGAUGGGGACAAGAAUGGCACUAGCGAUGAGGAGGAGGAAGAGCCCGAUCGAAUGAAGGAACUUAUGACCUCGAGGGAAGCGAUGCUUGGGCAGAUUGAAACAGCCCAUCAAUCAGCAAUAUUCGCUCUAGACUUUGUGUCCCUCCUUCUAUCGAAAGAUACACCUGAGCAAGCCAGCCUAUCGAUCUCGCCAUUUCGCCGAGAGUUGGUUGGAAUGGGCACAUUGGGUGCGGACAAACUCCAUGACCCUAGAACCACCGACGUACAGAAACAGGACAACAGGCAGAUUGCCAAGGGGUGGAAGUCUCAGAGUCUGAACAAGACGGUGGACUCAAUCCUAGCAUCUGCUUCGAGGCUUGAGAAGGAGAUUGAGCUUGAGACAAGAUACUGGCAGCAAGUUUUAGCUAUCAGUGACAAUGGAUGGUCCAUAUGCCGGCUUCCAAAUGAGAAGCAUACGUUGGGAGUUAGGUUUGGAUUUUCAGAAGCUUCCCCCGCCUUCAAAAGCCGAAGCCUAGCAGCACUUCGACGGAACCCGGACGGCACCAUUUCGUUGCAUCAAGGAAUAGCAAGCUCUGAACCCCAAAGUCUCCGAGUACGGAUUCGAACUGGCGACGACCAAACCGGCUCAUCUAUGAGCCCCCAGCCUGCAGCCGAAGAUGCACCAAUCGAGGCACUGAUUCUUCAAGCACGAAAUACGAUAUUUUCUGAGGAGUUAUGGCAGGAGCUGAAUCGGGAGGCUCGAACGAUGGGCUCAUAUGGCGUGCAAUCGAAAGAUGAUACUCUAAUAUGCCCUCUAUCCGCUACAAAAGUCGCAGUCUUCGAUCUUGUCCCUCUGGGAGAGUCUAAUCUAUCCGGUCCUGAUGAUGCCAUGGCCGAAGGUGUUUUCAUAACCCUCAAUCUCCUGCUCAGUUACGCACAUCGACAGAAUCAACGUCGCAGGAUCCAACCCCCACCGCCAAUCUCCGGUCAAAAGAACAUAAUCCAACCAUACAAUCUACUUCGUGCCAUUCUCACCCGUCUAAAGCACCAGGAAACCGCAGGACAGUUAAAUAACCUUCUAAGCCCACUCUGCCGUGUUAUGGAGACGGCUGAACUAAAACCCUUACCGACAUUCACAGUCACCUCCACACCUGGAAUCCCACCCUCACAAUACCCCCAAGCAGAACAGACGAUGCUCAGCCUAAUCGAACGCUUGGAAACAAUCGCAACCUUCUCCAUGUCUGAAACAACAACCGUCACCAUCUCAGCACGAACCUCCCCAGUACGAAGCACCUUCGGCCUCACGCUCUCUCCGGACUCGCCAUUAAUGAGCAUCUGUCCGCCACCUCCUCAAGUUCUAACAUCCUACCCCGCCUUAAGGGACUACAUCUACUACUUCACCGCAUGUGCGAUCGCUACAUCCAUUUCCACAAUUCCGUCCAGCUUGGGAAUCGAUGAUGCAAAUGUCGAAGCAGAAGCAGGGCAUUGGCGCCAAACUCCGCACCCAAUGACCCUACGCAUGAUCCUCCCCACUUCUGCCACGCCAUCCAAACUCCCAAGUACGAAACAGCUCUCUAUCUCCAUCCAACCACUGGCUUCGCGAGGCAGGACGGGGAUCAGACUCCGGGCGCAUUGGGAAUGGAACGGAACGGAGCAAGAGGGGACUGGCACCGGUGGGCGGAAGAGUAGUUUUGGAUACCCAGUUCUGAUGGAAGAUGUGCGGAAGACUCUUAAGGAGGAUAGUGAGGCUGGCAAGAAGUCGAAGAGAGGAAAGGGAGAGGAUGUUUAUGAUUGGGUUGCUUGGGAGAAGGAGAGUGGGAAGGACUGGGAUGAUGGGGAGGGAGAAGUUUUUAGGACGUUGGAGAGUGUGGUAGCUGAUUCUGGGAAGUGAAGUGUGGGCUACUCGCCUUAAUCUUGAGUGAAUGAAUUGUAAAUGAUGGUGAAUCAUUGUCCCU
Hyaloscypha bicolor E is the source of this 2150-nucleotide messenger RNA. RefSeq lists its product as uncharacterized. The record is from RefSeq and is a predicted model, not a curated record. Gene Ontology annotation, molecular function: transcription coregulator activity. Gene Ontology annotation, cellular component: core mediator complex; mediator complex. Bases 44 to 2086 code for a protein of 680 amino acids. Lineage: Eukaryota; Fungi; Ascomycota; Leotiomycetes; Helotiales; Hyaloscyphaceae. Gene Ontology annotation, biological process: regulation of transcription by RNA polymerase II. The transcript is spliced from 3 exons.